Neoarius graeffei (lesser salmon catfish) is the source of this 1296-nucleotide messenger RNA. It is a transcript of the gene fbp2, whose product is annotated as fructose-1,6-bisphosphatase 2. The coding region runs from base 68 to 1084 and encodes 338 amino acids. Gene Ontology annotation, biological process: fructose metabolic process; fructose 6-phosphate metabolic process; gluconeogenesis. Gene Ontology annotation, cellular component: cytosol; cytoplasm. Lineage: Eukaryota; Metazoa; Chordata; Actinopteri; Siluriformes; Ariidae. The transcript is spliced from 7 exons. Gene Ontology annotation, molecular function: fructose 1,6-bisphosphate 1-phosphatase activity. The record is from RefSeq and is a predicted model, not a curated record.
AAAAUUCAACUCCAGACAGCAGUCCUCUUCCAUUCUUAACUCGGUGAAACGAGCGAAGAACAGCAAGAUGUCGGAUCAAUCCAUUUUUGAUACAGAUGUGUGGACUCUCACACGCUUCAUCAUGGAGACGGGGAGACAAGCUAAGGGUGCAACUGGGGAAUUAACCCAGCUUAUCAACGCCAUGCUAACAGCUAUCAAAGCCAUUUCAUCUGCUGUGAGGAAAGCUGGACUCGCUCACCUUCAGGGUAUUGCUGGGCAUAUUAACGUCACUGGCGAUGAGGUGAAAAAGCUGGAUGUGCUGUCUAAUGAUCUGGUCAUCAACAUGCUGCAGGCCUCUUACAGCACUUGUGUCCUCGUCUCUGAGGAGAACAAAGAAGCCAUUAUCACCCCUGCAGAGAAACAGGGUAAAUAUGUGGUGUGUUUUGAUCCACUGGAUGGCUCCUCCAACAUUGACUGUUUGGCACCUAUAGGCACCAUCUUUGCCAUCUACAAAAAGGUUUCAGAAGAUGAGCCCACAGAGAAGGAUGCUUUCCAGCCAGGCAAUCAAAUAGUGUGUGCAGGCUAUGCGCUGUACGGCAGUGCGACUAUCGUGGCUCUCAGUACUGGAGCUGGACUCAACUUAUUCAUGCUAGAUCCAGCCAUCGGUGAAUUCAUCCUGACAGAAAGAAAUCUGAAGAUUAAGAAGAAGGGGAAGACCUACAGCUUAAACGAAGGCUAUGCCAAGUACUUCGAUCCUGCAGUGACUGAGUACAUAAAACACAAGAAAUUUCCUGAGGAUGGCAGUGCUCCAUAUGGUGCUAGAUACGUGGGCUCCAUGGUUUCAGAUGUACAUCGUACCAUUGCUUAUGGCGGCAUCUUCUUGUACCCUGCCAAUGAGAAGAGCCCCAAAGGAAAGCUGCGGCUCCUGUACGAGUGUAACCCCAUCGCCUUCCUAGUGGAGCAGGCUGGAGGAAUGGCCACCACAGGCACACAGCGAGUCCUGGAUGUGAAGCCUGAGGCUGUGCAUCAGAGGGUUCCUUUCGUAGUGGGGUCUCCAGAUGAUGUGGAGGAAUACCUGUCCUUUGUUAAAAAAUAUCAGAAAUAGAGUUCUUCCGAUAGAUAUCUGAUCUGUUCACGGCUGUCUAAUCAGCAGUUUAGCUAUGUUUAAUUCUGAUCCUGCCAGUAAAUUAUGAAUCUCCUCACACGUCUUAAUUUGUGGAUUAAAAAACGCUUUGCUCUAAUAAUCUCAAAAACAUGGUUUUUAUGUUAGUGCUGGUAUUAGUGACAUUUCAUUAAUUGUACUGUAACAUCCAGAGU